Molecule: messenger RNA, 2010 nt
Organism: Girardinichthys multiradiatus
Lineage: Eukaryota; Metazoa; Chordata; Actinopteri; Cyprinodontiformes; Goodeidae
Gene: vgll3
Product: vestigial-like family member 3
Exons: 4
Coding region: 433-1488 (351 amino acids)
Biological process (GO): regulation of transcription by RNA polymerase II
Cellular component (GO): nucleus
Source: RefSeq, a predicted model, not a curated record
AGUGUCAAUACUAACAGUCGGAGCUUCUCGACCGCAGGCCCUUCCCGGUGGGCGUGCGUAAUGGCCACAGCCCUCUCUAAAUAUAACUCCCCUUCAAAACAGAAGGAGAGAAAAAGCCAGAACGGAAUUCUUACUCGAUCAAAAGCAAUCUGGGAAGUUGUCAGGGAAGAAUUUUUCCGGAUCUAGUGUGAGUCUUAUACCGUUUAGAUUCAUUUUCAUUGCCCGGGGUGGUGCUGGUGGAGCGCACAGCAGGGAAGCGCAUUGUUUGUAUGCAAACUGGACGGCAUGGCUAUUGUAUGCGACUGGGCAUAUAUGGAGCCGCUGCUAGCUCGGGAGAUACAGCCCAUCUAAAGUCUUAAGGAGAGUUGCCCUCGUCUUUUUUCUUUCUUUCAUGUGACUUUCUCUCUUUCGAAAGUGAUUUGCUUGCUCGCUAUGAGUUGCUUGGAUGUGAUGUACCACCAAAGCUAUGGAGCGCACUACCUCCCUGCAGCUGCGUACAAGGCGGCAUACCAUAACCACCAUCAGCAGCAACAACAGAGAAAGCUAAGUGCUUACAACAAGAUGCAGGAGUGUAUGGAGCAGCAGCAGCCACCACAUGGAGGAGGAAGGAUGCUGCAGAGAAAUCAGGGUCUUCAGCAGCGUCUUGCAGCAACAAGCGCUGAACCAGGUCGUAGAUCCCCAGCUGAAUCGGAGUUGAAGGACAGUACUCAACCAACUGAGGCAGAGUACUUGAGCUCACGUUGUGUACUGUUUACCUAUUUUCAAGGCGACAUCGGGGACGUUGUGGACGAGCAUUUCUCCCGUGCUCUUAGCCAGUCCAGCUCCUUUAGCAUAGAGAGCAAGCCCAUUAGAGUGACUCAGGCAACUGCCGCAGCCACUAAUAACCCAUGGAAAGAUGGUGGUUCCCAUUCUGAUAGUCAAAGCACUUCACCUUGGAGCAGCCCUUUCCCACCUCAAGCCAACUCCUGUCUCCCAUCAGUUUCUGUCUCAGUCCACCCAGAGUUCUCCUCCAGCCCUGUUUCCUUCACCCAUUCGGACGGAGCGUUGUGGGCCAGCCACGUGCUCUCGCAAGCCAGCAUCCCAUCUCCAGCUUCCCUCCCUGACAGCUGGACCUACAGUUUGAGCCCCCAGAGCACAAGCGGGUACCCCAAUGUUCAUGAAGUCUACCACUCACACCCACGGUCCCACCCCCACAUCCACACAAGGCACCAUCACUCCAUGCUUCAUUCUUAUCCACCCCACAGCCCGGCUUUGGAUCCCAGAUUCAAUGCGUUUCUGCUGCCGGAUGUUAGGAGCCAAAGUCAGGCUGCCACCAGCACUGGUAGCUCCCCACAUAGUGAAGGGGGCAAAACAGAGAUGGAUAUCAGCAGCAACAGCCCCGUCUCUGCAACCUCUGUCACCUGGACCCCUCCAGCCCUCCAUAGAUCUUUGGAGGCGUAUGAUUCAGCCAGUGAUCAGACCAAGGUGAAGACAUCUAUUUGGUUCUAACGGAUGAACAGAAGACUGAUUAUCUACUCACACCCAAAAAAGGACUAACUAUGUGGCUUUAUCAAAGUAUGGCUGCAAUACCAGCACUAUAAUGUAAAGUGAAGAGGACGAAUAGUAGCAGUAACAGUUUCAUUUAUGUCAGUGUCUUUACAAUCCUAAUGGAGAUGAACUCAGGUUUGGACUGGUGUGACAAAUGAUGACAAAUGACUACUAGCUUUAGGAAAAUAAGAAUUCUUCUGUUGGUGUAAAUCUCUUUUUUUAUUUAACGUGAGACCAGGCAGUUCUGUUUAAAGAGCUUGAUUUUGGCCCACGUUAUUUUUAGUAUCGUUAAUGUUUGAUCACUGUAAAUUGCUUACUGUGUGUGUGUGUGUGCUGUUUUGCCAUGCUAAAAUGUAAUUUGCUGAAUGUUAUAUGAAAAUUGUUGCUCAAAUGACUCCGAUGCUUAUUUGCUUUUGAAAAUGUGUAGAGUAAAUACUGCUGCCUUGCUGAAGUAAUAAAUUAAUAAAAAAAAUAAGUAGCAAA